Fusarium mangiferae is the source of this 432-nucleotide messenger RNA. RefSeq lists its product as uncharacterized. The transcript has 2 exons. Lineage: Eukaryota; Fungi; Ascomycota; Sordariomycetes; Hypocreales; Nectriaceae. Bases 1 to 432 code for a protein of 143 amino acids. The record is from RefSeq and is a predicted model, not a curated record.
AUGGACGCAAAAGUCACCAUCGCCGACAAGCUCGGCCGCGGGCUCACCAACGGCAUCCACUUCGUAACUCGCAAGUGGAAGGUCAUCAUGCUGAGCUACAUCUUCAUCAUCUCAAUCGGAAGCGCUCUUCUCUACGUUCACGACGAACAACAACCCUCCCUCCAAACCCGAAGCUGGGGCGGUUUCGACGAACGUCCCCUCUCAGAGAAAUGCUACCGCCAAGAACGCACCGCCAUGAUCCUCUCCCUCCUCUUUGGAAUUCUCGGCGUCGAUCAGUUCUACGCCCAUCACUGGCCUCUCGCCGUGUUCAAACUUCUCACUAUUGGCGGACUGGGUGUCUGGUCGUUUGUGGAUAUGAUUCUUUGGAUUGUGGGUGGUGUGUACGGGACGCCUGGAUGUCCCGGGGGUAGUUCCAAGGGAUGGCAGUACUAG